GUCUGCCAGUAAAUCCACAGACGAAGAAGAAUGAAGUUGUUAUGAUUGCGGAAGUGUAGCCACAGAUGUAGGCGCUGCCGCAGCCCAACUGAAGAAUCUUAUUUUACGAGGACUCAUUUUGAUCAUAUUUUGAUUUAGCUGUAUGUAGGUCUCUGAGAGCUUCAGUUUACAGCUCGAUCAGGUUGAGCUGUCGUGAUGGCGGACCACAAUGACGUCAGUCUGCAGCCGGAGGAGCGAGUCCGCGCUCUGACCAAGAAGGGAAGCUCAGUGGAAGUUAAUGAUGAUGUGCCCCCGCGCCGCUACUUCCGCUCCGGCAUGGAGAUGAUCCGAAUGGCUAACAUCUACGCAGAAGAGGGCAACAUCGAACACGCCUUCGUUCUUUUCAAUAAAUAUAUCACUCUCUUUAUAGAAAAACUUCCCAAACAUCGGGAGUACAAGACCGCUAACAUUCCUGAGAAGAAGGACACACUAAAGAAACUGAAGGACAUUGCUUUUCCUCAAGCAGAGAUUCUGAAAAAAGCUCUUUUGCGGAGAUUUGAACAAGAGUACACACAGUAUAUUGUCAAAAAGAAAGUGGAGCAGGAGACGUUGGUGCGGGAGCAGUCCAAGCAGCGAGCUCUGGAUGCAGAGCGGGAGCGUGUAGCCGAGAUGCAGCGGCGACAGCGGGAGCAGGAGCAGUUCAGUGCCUUCGAGGAGAUGAUCCGCCGCCAGGAGCUGGAGAAGGAACGCCAGCGUGUGCUCCUGGAGUUUGCCACGCCUGCCGCGCCUUCCCCCAACAUGCCUCUCCUUCCAGGCAUCAAGGGUCCCCCGCAGGUCGCCCCCACCGCCCCACAGAGCCCAGGGGACCUGCCUGGCAGCACCAACAACCAAUACAAUGACCCUCCUGCCACCAUCGGCACUCCUGCCACCAUCGGCACACCUGCCACCGCCCCGCCCACCUUUGACCGGUCGCUCAAGCCCGGUUCUCUGGCCAGCCCAGGGGACAACAAUACAAUGGUGGAUGCCCUUCGGCAGUUGGCUGUUCCGGCUGAGCUGUGCCGGAGCUUUCUGAGGUUGGCCGAAGCCAACACGAGCCGAGCUGUAGAAACUUGUGGCAUCCUGUGUGGCAAACUGAACAGAAAUGCGUUUACCGUGACCCAUGUCAUCGUACCAAAGCAGUCGGGUGGACCGGAUUAUUGUGACACAGAAAAUGAGGAGGAACUCUUCCUCAUACAGGACCAGUACGAUCUCAUCACCCUGGGCUGGAUACAUACUCACCCCACACAGACUGCCUUCCUGUCCAGCGUCGACCUCCACACACACUGCUCCUACCAGAUGAUGAUGCCGGAGGCCAUCGCUAUCGUCUGCUCGCCUAAGUUUAAUGAGCUGCUGUUUUCUGUUCAGAUCACGGUAACUGCGGUUGGUAAAGUUGUAUAGCUCCGGGUAUCCAGCAAAAACCUCAGAAGGCCCGCCUUUCAACUCAUCCCAUUGGACAAUGGAAAGAAAUGCAGGUCGUUUUGUUCGCUCUGGGUUUAAUUUCUUCCUCUCGAGGCAUUCAGGGCACUCCAGUAAAAACGCAAAACUCUCAAUAAAAACAAUUAGUCGCCCUAGGCUGCUAAAAAGCACUCUUUCUGAUCGGGCCCUCAGGAUUCUGUAUUAAUAUUUAAAGCCACGCCGUUCUUGACUGAUCAGAACUUUUUGUAAUUAAGAAUCAUUAUACCUUAUUUAUAUUAUCUGAUUUAUUGAUUUAUUGACGCCUUCACUGUGAGAUUCAUCAAGACAUGGAUCAAAUGUAUGAUGUGGCUCAUAGAGCGGGCGCCCCAUGUUCUAAGAUUGAGACUUACCGCAGCGGCCUGCGUUUAAAACAAUAUUUGGGGCAUCUGACAUUAGUUUGCAUUAUUGGUCAAUGGCCAAAAAUACAAAAGCGACAUUAUACAAGUUUAAGAUGACCUGUUUUAGUGUGUUUGCAACGCGUCUAAGAGAUCUCUGCUGUAAAAGACGUAUUGUAAAUAAAGAUUAUUGCAACAUUCCUUCAUUCAUUAAACCAAUAAAUGUCUGCGUGGCAUUGAUUGAAAUGCAGCGCUUUCAGUGGACCUUUUAAUGAUUACUGUGCAGUUGUCAAGUUGCUGCCACUGGUGUUUUCUGAAUUAGCCCGUGUAAUAAGGAUGUCCCCUGUCUGUGCCAUCAAUGCAAAUCUUAAUGUGGUUUGUCAUCAAUUAUUUUGCAAAUGUUUGUCAAACACCGAAGACGACUCUCCGCCCUCUACUCUGCAGAACACAUCUUCUCAGCUGAGCGUGCACACACCGGACAUACAAACACAUCCAUAUACAGCAUGUGGGGGCACACUUGCAUGGUUUUGAAGCAGGGGCAAGUGGUUGUAAAAUGUACACGCAUAGCAAAUCACAACUUGCUUUUUUAUUACAAUAAACAUAACAAAGUAGUCUGCCGUUUAUAGAAAGCUCUGUGUGUAUUUUCCUCAGUCUCUCUAUGCUAAAGUGUGAUCGUGUGCGAUUG
This is a messenger RNA of Cottoperca gobio, 2493 nucleotides long. Its product is annotated as STAM-binding protein-like A. The coding region runs from base 196 to 1416 and encodes 406 amino acids. The record is from RefSeq and is a predicted model, not a curated record. Gene Ontology annotation, biological process: protein K63-linked deubiquitination. Gene Ontology annotation, molecular function: K63-linked deubiquitinase activity; protein binding; metal-dependent deubiquitinase activity. The transcript is spliced from 9 exons. NCBI's taxonomy places the organism in Eukaryota, Metazoa, Chordata, Actinopteri, Perciformes, Bovichtidae. Gene Ontology annotation, cellular component: cleavage furrow; endosome.